AACAGCAAGUUUCUAAAUCACAUGGUUAGAUUAACAUAUGCAUAAAUACAUAUCAUUUCUUAAGUUAUUCGUUUAUUGGCUUAAUGGUUUUGGAAGUUGACAAAUGAAUCCUCGCUUUCCUAGCACCGUACCCAAAGCGCACAACUCUACUACAAAAUCCAAAAAACUAAACCCCGCCUGGCCUUCUCUCUCUCUCUCUCUCGCUCUCUCUCUAUCUCUCUUGCUCUGCAAUGAUAUAAAGUGGCAGUACUAACGGGACAGACAGAAAAGAGAGAGUGUUUUUAUAAUUCUGCCAUGAAUGCUCCUUUGCUUCCUUGGCACCCAUGAUUCUCUCUCUUUGAGCCCUUUUUCUAUUCAUUACAUUACAUAACUGACCUACCAAGCAAAGAAGCUCCAGCUCUGUAACCGUAAACAUAUUUGCCAUGUUCAGAUUCCAUUUUUCAUGAAUUAUAUUUUCCUUGCUAACUGUACUUCUCUUUGUACCAUACUCUUCUUCUAUUUGUCAAGUUCUAUUCUCAAUCUAAACUUGAUCACCAGCGCCGCAAAGACCAUACCUAUAUUUCAAAAUCCUAUCUUUACUUCAAAUGUCUAAGAAUCCAUCUCAGCAAGACCAUGAAACCAUGGAAAUUUUUGAAAUUUUCAAGAAAUUCAAGCGUUUGCGACUUUUUGAGCCAUCUGUAGGGGUUUUGGCUUUCUUUUUGGUUAUAGUUUGUGUGGUUUGCAGCUUCUUUUACUGGGAUUUCAAGUCCGUAAUAACUAAAGGGUAUAGAGUUCCGGGUAAAUCAGAGAGAUUUAUGUGGCUGCAGUUCAACGGGUCUAGUCCAAGGCCGAAUAGAAGAGUCGAGUUUUUAGGAGAGAAGGGUGAUGGGUGUGACGUGUUUGAUGGUGAAUGGGUGUGGGAUGAGACUUAUCCAUUGUAUCAGUCUAAAGAUUGCAGCUUUUUGGAUGAAGGGUUUAGGUGCUCUGAAAAUGGUCGGCCCGAUUUAUUCUACACCAAAUGGCGAUGGCAACCCAAGCAUUGCAAUUUGCCCAGUUGUAAGAAAACCUUUUUUUCGCUGACAAAUAUAAACAGAUUUGAUGCUAAAGUAAUGUUGGAGAAGCUACGUAACAAACGGCUAGUGUUUGCUGGAGAUUCGAUUGGAAGAAAUCAAUGGGAGUCUCUCCUGUGCAUAUUGUCUUCUGCUGUUUCUAAUAAGGACUCAAUCUAUGAAGUGAAUGGCAGUCCAAUUACCAAGCAUAAAGGAUUUUUAAUAUUCAGGUUUAAGGAUUAUAAUUGUACUGUGGAGUACUACCGAGCUCCGUUUCUUGUAUUGCAGAGCCGGCCUCCUGCUAAUGUUCCAGGAAAUGUUAGAUUAACUCUAAAAUUGGAUCAAAUGGAUUGGAGCUCUAGCAAAUGGAGUAAUGCUGAUGUGCUGGUCCUAAACAUGGGGCAUUGGUGGAAUUAUGAGAAAACGAUAAGAGGAGGAACUUACUUUCAAGAAGGGGCAGAAGUGAAUUUGGAAAUGAAGGUUGAAGAAGCAUAUAAGAGGUCCUUUGAGACUGUGGUUCAAUGGAUACAUAAUAAAGUUAAUACAAGCAAGACCCAAGUUUUCUUCCGCACAUAUGCUCCUGUGCAUUUCCGAGGCGGAAAUUGGAAGACGGGGGGAAGCUGCCACUUAGAGACGUUGCCGGAGCUUGGGUCAUCAUUGGUGCCACCUGAAACAUGGACGCAAUACAAAAUAGUUGCUGAUCUAUUAUCAGCUUACUCAAACCAGGUAAUGAGAUUCAGUGUAUUGAAUAUAAGCAGCAUGACUGCACAAAGAAAAGACGGCCAUUCAUCUGUAUAUUAUCUGCAUUCCAAACCCGCACCAUUGCAUCGGCAAGACUGCAGCCACUGGUGCCUGCCUGGAGUGCCUGAUUCAUGGAACGAGCUUCUUUAUGCACAGUUACUAAAGCAAGAAGCCAUGAGGACAUAUAGACCACAGUUUUGAACAAGAAAGUUCUUAUUUAUAGCCAGCAUUGAAAUAGGAUUUACACUCUUAGAAAUGAUACUUUCCAACCAAUGAUAAAUUGGGAAAAAGACCAGGUAUACCGAGACUUUAUCGAUCUUUUUUUUUGCUUUUUUGUGGAUAGAGAAAUCAAAAUUACAAAGGACUGGAUGUUCUUGUCCUGGAUAAAGGUAAUUGAUCAAAGAGAGGAGGGAAAAUGUAGUGGCUAGUGGAAGUGUAUAUGCAGGAGGAGGUUUUGCAAUAAAAGCAAUAUUGUGUAGCUAGAAGUAUACUAUACUAGUGCAUAGGAUUGUUGUGAUUACAAUCAAGUGGUGUAAUUUCUUGGAGGAAAAUGUAAUUGGCAAUUCUGUUUGUCAAAUAAUAUAAAUGAGAAGUAACUAAAUUUCAAUUUGAUUUGGCA
Jatropha curcas is the source of this 2388-nucleotide messenger RNA. RefSeq names its product protein trichome birefringence-like 10. Gene Ontology annotation, molecular function: O-acetyltransferase activity. The record is from RefSeq and is a predicted model, not a curated record. NCBI's taxonomy places the organism in Eukaryota, Viridiplantae, Streptophyta, Magnoliopsida, Malpighiales, Euphorbiaceae. Gene Ontology annotation, cellular component: Golgi apparatus.